UUCGGGACCAGUGGAGUUCUACAGAGUAUCAGGCCAGGCAAGGCGUAUGUGGAAAUGUCCACCAUUGAUGUGGAAACGGUACAAGACGUAGCCGAGAGUAUCGAGUCUCGCGGCGGGCGGUUCCUGGAGGCUCCCGUCAUCGGCACGAGGAAACCCGCGGAGGACGGCAUGCUGGUCAUCGUCGCCGGGGGCGACAGAUCGCUCUUCGACGACUGCGAGUCCUGCUUCCUGGCCAUGGGCAAAAAGGCCUUCUAUUUAGGAGAGGUUGGGAGUGGCACGAGGAUGAAGCUGGUCGCCAACAUGGUUCUGGGAAGUGUCAUGGCGGGGUACGCGGAGGGCAUGUCGCUGGCCGAGAGGGCGGGGCUCGAUCUUCAGACGGUCCUCGACGUCUUCAAGGAGGGGCCUCUCAACUGUGCCGCCGUCAGAUCCAAGGGGGAUGCCAUCCUCCACAGCAGGUUCGAGCCUUCCUUCCCACUGAAGCAUCAGCAGAAGGACAUGCGGUUGGCGCUGGCUCUCGGAGACGAGCUCAAACAGUCGCUACCCGUGGCUGCAGCUGCAAACGAGAUGUUCAAGAGGGCGAUCUCUCUGGGGAAUGGAGACAACGACAUGUCUUCAGUCUACAGAGCCACAGCCUUGUGAGCGACGUGUGCAGGCGAUCGCCGACCAAAUUCCUCUGUAGAGACCACGGAUAGACAAAACAACACAGGGCACUGCAAGAAAAAAAUAUCUUCUCACCCAACUAGUUCUUCUUCUUACAUGUAGGAAUGUUUUGGCACCCUCCCUUCUGCUUCCCCCAAUGGCCAAUGGUAUCUUCUACUGGGAAGAGAGGGGAUAUAGACUCAGUCAUACUUGGGACUACAUUCAUCUUGCUGCAGUGCCACCUUGUGG
This is a messenger RNA of Branchiostoma floridae (Florida lancelet), 888 nucleotides long. Its product is annotated as glyoxylate/succinic semialdehyde reductase 1-like. NCBI's taxonomy places the organism in Eukaryota, Metazoa, Chordata, Leptocardii, Amphioxiformes, Branchiostomatidae. Gene Ontology annotation, molecular function: NADP binding; NAD binding; oxidoreductase activity, acting on the CH-OH group of donors, NAD or NADP as acceptor. The record is from RefSeq and is a predicted model, not a curated record.